Pseudozyma flocculosa PF-1 is the source of this 3588-nucleotide messenger RNA. RefSeq lists its product as uncharacterized. The coding region runs from base 1 to 3588 and encodes 1195 amino acids. The transcript has 2 exons. The record is from RefSeq and is a predicted model, not a curated record. Lineage: Eukaryota; Fungi; Basidiomycota; Ustilaginomycetes; Ustilaginales; Ustilaginaceae.
AUGUCCCGAUCAUUGACAAACGAUCUCAGUCACUCCACCCGGCCUCUAGACUACCCCUCGUCCAUCAACGUCAAGAAGGCCGCCAAGCUCAAGGGCUCGCCCUCACCCUCGCGACUCAGUCCCGGCCUCGGAUCAAAGCAUCGCUCCUCGCGACUCAGUCCCGGCCUCGGAUCAAAGCAUCGCUCCUCGCAGCACCGCUCCCUCCAGCAGCGCAACCAGCGCGGCACCGCCUCCCCCAGGCUCUCUGUCUUUUCGGACGACGAGAAUACACCGAGCUCGUCCAACGACGGCGACGGCUACGACGACGACGACUACGACGCCUCAUCGGCGUCCCACCACCACCAUCUCCCCGGAAUCAAACUACCCGUUCCAACGCGCAGCAUGCAGCAGGCGCCCAAGCACCAGCGCAUGCCGCACAAGAAGGCCUCCAAGGCAGGGCCCAAAAAGGAACGCGUCCGUCGGGAGCGCAAGUCGGCGGUGCGGAAGCAGCGCUUCGAUGAGCUCGAAUCCGACUCGGACCUCACAGACAUCCCCUCCAGCGACGAUGAGCCGUCAGUCUCCCGCGUCGACAAGGGAAAGGCCAGGAGCAGCGAUCUGGCCCUGUCCGACUCGGACACCGAGAUGGAGAAGAAGCUCCUCGAGGCUGGAGACGGCGAGUCGCUCCUCGGCUCCGACGGCGAGGAAAACGAGCUGGACGAGUCGCGAUUCAUCAUUCGCGACGCCCUCAAGAGGGAGGCGAGGGCGCGCGCAAAGGUGCGCAAGGAGACGACGGGCCAGCAGUCCAGCAAUGGCCAGGAUUGGAGCAGCCGAGGCGACACCGAACACCGAGCAAGAUCCUCGACAAUACGUCGACGCUCGACUGCCGGAGGCGGAACCGGCGGCGAUCCUGCCAACGUCGCCAACGAGGCCGAGGGUGAAGCCGAUGUCGAGGACGGGGAGGACGAGGCGGACGCGGACCUCCUCUCGCUCUCGCCCGACGCCAUGAGGCUCUACGGCCUUCCCUACGUCGAGGAUGAGAUCUUUGAGGAGCAGGAGGGCUUCCGCACCUCGUCCGAACCUUCCUUCACCGACUUCUUCGAGACCUCGACGGACAGCGAGACUGCGCCCGGAGAAGCAAUGCGCGACGACGACGACGAGUUUACCACCGAUUCCGACACCGACGAGGACAUCAGCGACCUCGAGAGCGGAGUCCUCGAGGCCCCGCUGAUCGCCCAUGUCGGCACCGCCCAGGAACUUGCCGCCACGCAUGGGGAUGCCGCCGCCGACGCCACCGCCGCCCAGCCCGAUGUACCGCUCCUGGUGAUCGAGGACCUCGAUGGCCGGCUCAUCUAUGCACGCGCCGGCGAUGGCGAGGCCGUCUUUGGUUCCGACGGCGAGUUCGAGUUUGUCGACGACACCGACGACGACAGCACCGACUACGAGUACGACGAGCACGGGAAUCGUGCCCUGCCCAGCUGGGCCUCGAUGGGCAUGCUCGGAGCACCCGAGGACGACGGCGACACCACCGAUGAGCUGCCCGACGAGGACAUGCCCUACCCGCGCUUGUUGGUCGGAUCCGUCGCGCCCCGUGGAGGCCGCAACUCGCGGCGGGCUCGCGCACUUGCGGCCAAGUCUCGCAUGUUGUCGCCCGCUAGUGGCCUGCAGAGUGGCCUGCCGUCCCCUUCGACCAAGGAAACCGCCGAGCUGCUAGCGUCGCAGAGCGCCGCCGACACGGUGGCCGAGACCGGCGUGGCGACUCUCUCGGGUCCCGCUGCCGGGUCCGCGCCCAGUGCAGCCGGCAGUGCCUCGGCUUCGCCUGACCAGCCGCCGCUCGAGGUGGACCUGACCAUUUCGACCGACGACCUGGCGCGCGACCCGGAAGGCACCUUGAGAGUCGCUGCCGAGGCGCUCGGUCUCACGCUCGAAGAGGCCGCCAAUCUGGUCGCAGGGGUCCAGCUACCUUCCACGAUCACCAGCUGCGAGGCAAGCGCUCCGUUGGCUGGCUCUUCGCAGCAUCAUCGACGAGCCUCCACUGACGUCGCCGCCACCGCUGCGGCCCCGAACGCCUCUGGUCAGCCUCCGCGGACGCCAGACGUCCCCCGCAGCGCCAACUUCGUCAAGCCCGAGAUGGGAUCGUUCAUGCCCACCUCAUCCAAGUCAAUCCACCGAGCUGUGAUUGACGGAUCGAAAAAGGCCCCGUCGCCCUUUUCGGGCAAGAGGAGCCUGCAGAAGAAGGGCCUGGCCAAAAAACGCACGGCGGCGCGACGCAGCUCGCUCAACGACCAGCUCAGCAAGCGUCAGCGCCGCUUCUCGUCGACAAACGACGGCGCCUCGACCAUCGAGGAGCUCAGCGAGGUGGCCGCCUCGUCGCCAGAGCCGGAGCCGGUGGACCCGAUGGACCUCGACGAUGUGGUCAACGCCAACAUGCUCUGGCGCGGCAACUCCUCCAAGUCUCCCUCGCCCGAACCAUACGGCGGCAGCGCCACUGAAAACGAGGGCACUUCGACGAUGCGGUCGGCGCAGGCAAACGGUCGCCCCGGCCUCAACCUCAACGCUUUUGCCCGCUGGGACAAGAUCCCGAUGGGCACCUUCCGCGACUCGCAGCGGGCAUCGUCGGCCUUCGGACAGAGCCAGCACCAGCAGCCGCUUGGUACGUUCCUUCUGACGCGUUCCCACGGCCGCUCGCAGCGGCGACAGGAGCACUCGCCCUUCCGGACACCUUCGGCCGCCGCUGGCGAUAUGGAGAUGUUCUCGAUGAGCCCCAUUCGCCCUCAACACCAGCUCUCCGCCAACGACGAGGCCGAGGCGGGUCAGGGCGGGGGCCGCCGACGACCAUUUGUCAUCUCUCCGGUGCUCUUCCCCACCCGAUCCGGCGACAUCGCCAGCGCCAACGGCAGGAGCACAGUCUCGUCUCACGGGGCUUUCUCGCUGGAGCGCCAUGCCAGCAUGCCACAGGGCCGCCUCGGUGGUGUGGCAUCGGUCGAGUCGGCCUCGAACAACAGUGCCGGACCCGGACGGAUCACUCGCCGGGAGAAGAGGGAGCGGAAAGCUCGGCGUGCCGCCCUGCUGGCUACGAGGGCCGACAACAACGACGACGUCAAGUCGGUGAUGAGCGCGCAGAGCGAGCCCUCCCGCUCUCCUCAUCCGAUUACGCCGCAGCUGCCGGAAGCCGGCUUGCAUGGCCUCACGACCAAGGACCGCAGCGAUUCGCCGGCCACUGCUCUGCCGCGCAUGCGCAUUACCGACGCCUCGCCCACGCCGCGUGCCUCGCCAGCGCCAGCCCCGAAUCCGGCACCCGCGACCUACGCUUCCGUGGUCGGCAUGGGACCACCUGCCGCCACGGCGGUCCAGGGCGCCCUCGACCCGUCGUCUGCAGUUGGUGGCGAUAGCAGCAGCAGCCCCGUCGGCGGUCUGGCUGCGCGCUCGCAUCUCGGCCAUGUCCAGGAGGGCGAGGCGGUGGGAAGCAGAGCUAGCCUGUUGUCCAGCUCAGGCGGCCUGCCGUCGUCUGCGUGCAAGACCCCGCUCCACUCGCCGCUGUUUGGUGGCAUCUUUGGCAACAUGGUCGACGACCUCGACGACCGGGAUGGCGAGAACGCUCUCAGCAUCUGA